UGUCUUCACUUCCUGUCGCCUCCCACGGAGCUUCUAUAGCCUUAACACACACACACAAACACAUACACACACACACAAACCGACACACGCGACAGUCAUGGAGAAGGUCUUGCCGUGCCCGCUGUUGAUGCUGGUGCUGCUCCUGGUGCUAACUCCCGGCGCCGCACCAAGUCCCACCCUGGCCGAGGACUGCAGUGCUUUCGGCACAGAAGUGAAGGAAGGGACACCAGAAGUAAUAAGCAAGACAUCAAUCACCUGGAAAAAUGACCGAUAUAUAGGUUAUCUCUCAUUAUAUGUGAAGCCUGAGAGUGACUUUAAGGGCGUGACUCUUCUUGUUAUGACAAAUGGCGACACUAACCGCACUGCCUGGUUCACUGCUGAGGAGAAAUGUUUCCCUCGCGAUAGCAAGUGGCUGUAUUUCAAGGCGAUGAUUUGGAUAACCAACACGGAUCUAUGGUUUCGCCUUAGGUCUGGUGCAUGCUGGGAGGAGUGCUAUAUCAACAUUACCCAGACAAAUCUCAUGACACUCAGCGUGGUGGCUCAGGGCCCUUCCAGGUGGUUGACUGAAUCUCCAAAUGAAAAAUGUGAGAUUCACGAAUUAGAAAACACAAAUCGCAGCCUAAGUAGGUGUAUAGACUCUCCACAAACCACCACCACGAUCAUCCCUACCACCACAAACAGAGCCAUAAGCACCUCCUCUAUGACGCCUUCUACGAUGACACCGGAAUAUAUAACAACCAUAGCGGUGUCAGCAGCAGCAGCAGCAGUAGCGGUGGUGGUGGUGGUGGUGUUCUACAGGAAACGGAAAGCUGCCACAUCGCCACGCCAAGACGGACUCUCCCCUCCCCCCCCCGAUGAACACGUCAUAGAAAACGACAUCUACGAGCCAUUUGACGGUGCCACUAACCACGCCGCGCCGCAAACCUUCCAGAACGACCUAUACGACUCCCUCAGCGCAAACGGACACCGGCACGACUCCUAGACGACCCUGGGACAGAGCCAGCCCAACACACACACACACACACACAUACGGAUAGGAUUCGCCCGGUAGCUCAGUGGUUAGAGCGCUGGCUUCACAAGCCAGAGGACCGGAGUUCGAUUCCCUGGCCGGGUGGAGAUAUUUGGGU
Messenger RNA from Portunus trituberculatus (swimming crab), 1127 nucleotides. RefSeq lists its product as uncharacterized. The record is from RefSeq and is a predicted model, not a curated record. The transcript has 2 exons. Bases 98 to 982 code for a protein of 294 amino acids. Lineage: Eukaryota; Metazoa; Arthropoda; Malacostraca; Decapoda; Portunidae.